This is a messenger RNA of Laetiporus sulphureus 93-53, 2035 nucleotides long. RefSeq lists its product as uncharacterized. Gene Ontology annotation, cellular component: cytoplasm. The record is from RefSeq and is a predicted model, not a curated record. The transcript is spliced from 13 exons. Gene Ontology annotation, biological process: regulation of proteolysis; proteasome-mediated ubiquitin-dependent protein catabolic process. Gene Ontology annotation, molecular function: ubiquitin protein ligase binding. Bases 142 to 1935 code for a protein of 597 amino acids. Lineage: Eukaryota; Fungi; Basidiomycota; Agaricomycetes; Polyporales; Laetiporaceae.
GCCACUCCCAGCUUACGGAGAGAAACCUUUAAGGAGUUAGCAUUCAAUUAUCCUCAGGCUGUCUUGAAGUGCCUUGAGCCUGUGUCCUGAGUUAUCUGAAACCUUGCAGAUCUAUUGGCACCAAGUUCCAUCGUGACUGCCAUGGAUAAUUCUAGUGCCACUUCCGAUUAUCAGGAAAGUGUAACGCUCCGUUUUGAGUGGGUAAUUCGCAACGUCAAAGCGAUUUACGAAUCAAGUAAAGGGGAAUCGAAGUCCAAUGUUAUGAAGUCCGCCAAGUUCGGAAGAAGACGUUGGCAGGUGUUGUUCUACGCCAAUUCUGGCUCGGUCAGUGCCGAAGGGCAUACGUACAUAAGUUUAUACCUGUCUUGUGAGCCUACAGCCGAAGAACUUGAAGAUGCGGUUGACAGCAAAUGGGUUCGUGAUGGCGCCUACAACUUCGGAUUCGAGCUGCGAAACUUGCGAAAGACUGUCCUGAUCAGUGAUAAAGAGGCCCAUGACCACUCGUUCACUCAUCAGACCCAGAACUGGGGAUGGGCCCAAUUUGCUCGCAGGAACGAUGUCUUCAAUCAACCAUCAGUAAAGCAGCACGAUACUGUUCUUGUGAUAUGCUCUAUCACUACUACUCCAACGUCUCCAACGCCUCCUCCAGCUAUACCCCGUCGUCUCGUGCCACGGGACCUGAUCGAUGUGAUGGGUGGUCUGCUCGAUGACCCUAUCUACUCUGACGUUGAGUUCAUCCUACCAAGGAGAGGUAGGAGCAGAAUAGAUGCGAAGAAGAUAUAUGCUUCCCGGAAACUGCUCACGAGGGUAGAAUAUUUCGCCACAAUGUUCCAGUCCGGCUUCUCAGAGGGCUUAUUAACCAAUGCCUCCAGUCAGCUCUUCGACGUGGAUUCUUCAGGAGACACCACCUCUCUUAUUCGGCGAUUUGACGACUCGGAUGAGGAGGAAGACGAAGAUGAUUUACCAACGAAAACUCCAACCGAAGCAUCAUCCGAGACCAUCGGAAUUACCCCUUCUACGGAGAGGCGACAAAUUUCUGUGGACAGUACAAGUACAAGAACGGAUGCAUCCCGGACAUCGGUAAGAGAUGCUGCGGGGCAGCUUCACAGCGUAGACAGUGACGCAAUCCAUGCGCGUAACGUGCGAGCCAAGCUGUCUCAUCCAUCGUCUCCUAGGAGCGAGGCCCAUCCGCUCGAGCAGCAGGAUCCCGAUAGCAACACGAUCGAGACCUCCCGCGAGGACCCUUUCGUAUUCGGACCGAACAGAAUCCGUAUCGUAGUUGAAGAUGUCGCUUAUACUACCUACCGUGCGGUGCUCUACUACAUCUACACUGACAAAAUCGUUUUCGCACCCCUCUCCUCCUCAUUCAUUCUUUCUGCUGCUACCAGUGCGAACAAUUCACCGGUGGCAUCUAGCUCGUCCAGCCAAGCGAACGUUAUAUUUAGCCAGCCUCCAAGCAACCAGCAGUCGGAAAGUUCCGCAGCAGGGUUGACGAGCGUCUCAAAGUCGCGCAGGGAGUGGAUCACACAAUGGGAGAGGAAAAACGGUUCAGGACGUCCGUGUCCUUGUUCUGCGAAGUCUGUGUACAGGCUGGCAGACAGGCUUGACUUGCAGGAGCUCAAGCAGCGAGCUCGCGAUUACAUCGUCAAGUCGCUGACUGUAGACAAUGUCGCGUAUGAGGUCUUCUCGACGUUCUCCGCGGCGUUCGAAGAAAUUCGCAAGGUCGAAGUUCGUUUCUUCCUAGAUCACUGGAAAGAGAUCCGUGAGUCGGAUUCGAUGCGCAACGUGUGGCAGCAGAUCAGGCUCGGAAGGCAUCCCGGCUUCGAAGAAGUCUGGCCCGUCAUCGCAGUGAACCUUGAGUACAAAGCCCGACCGGGAGAGACAGCCAGCGGAAGUGGGAAGGGUGGUGCUUCGGGCGGAAACAUUGGGUGUUAAUCAUCUUGCCCUCUCGUACCACGGUUGUUGAUGAGACGAAUGAUACGUACGUACGCGGCGUGGCAUGCAAGUUAAUGAAUAAACUUGAAUCAGCAUUUCA